Gossypium raimondii (Peruvian cotton) is the source of this 2411-nucleotide messenger RNA. RefSeq lists its product as uncharacterized. Gene Ontology annotation, cellular component: nucleus. Gene Ontology annotation, molecular function: pseudouridine synthase activity; RNA binding. Bases 129 to 1934 code for a protein of 601 amino acids. The transcript is spliced from 2 exons. The record is from RefSeq and is a predicted model, not a curated record. Gene Ontology annotation, biological process: mRNA pseudouridine synthesis; tRNA pseudouridine synthesis. NCBI's taxonomy places the organism in Eukaryota, Viridiplantae, Streptophyta, Magnoliopsida, Malvales, Malvaceae.
AUGAAACAAAACACGAACUUUGAGGGAUUUUUUAUUAUUUUUUUUACCAUAACUUGGAGGCUUGAGCACUCCCCAACAGUUGAAUUGCAGCAAGUGGAGAGUUCCAUAACCUUAAGAACCCUAGAAACAUGGACACUUCAGAUACCCCAGUUACCAAAACCGCUACAUCGCCGCCGCAGCAGCAAGAGCCUGACCCUAAAAGGCUCAAAAUGUCUACCACCACCACGUCCGAAGACGAAGAUGCCGCCGCCACGACAACCGACACCAAAAAACCGAGAUACAAACGCCGCAAAAUCGCCAUGUUCUUUGCCUAUUGCGGUGUCGGAUAUCAAGGAAUGCAAAAAAACCCAGGAGCCAAAACCAUCGAAGGUGACCUCGAAGAAGCGCUAUUCCACGCUGGCGCUGUCCCCGAGCAAGAUCGUGGCAACCCAAAACGUUACGACUGGGCGCGGUCGGCCCGAACCGAUAAGGGCGUAAGCGCCGUGGGCCAGGUCGUUUCUGGGCGGUUCUACAUCGACCCUCCUGGCCUCGUGGAGCGUCUUAAUCAGAUACUUCCGACCCAGAUUCGGAUAUUCGGGUAUAACCGUGCGACGGCCUCUUUUAGCGCGAAGAAGUUUUGUGAUCGACGGCGGUAUGUUUAUCUUAUCCCAGUUUUUGCUCUUGAUCCAAGUUGUCAUCGAGAUAGGGAAAGUGUUUUGUCUAGUUUGGGGUCCGGUAACGAGCUUGUCAAGUGCUUGGAGUGUUCGGAAAGAGGCCGCAAAGUAAUAGGUGUUAUGGGCAAGCGUAGUAGUUUUGAACCCAAGUCGACUAUAGUUCAGCAUGGCAUUUCAUCAAACAAUUUAGAUGCAGAAAACGUAAUGAAGGAAGAUAACCUGACAUCUCAACUUAAGGAGGAGGUUACUGAAAUGGAUGAUUCUGGGGUUGUGGAAGUUAAAGUUAAUGUAGCGAAGUCUACAAUAGUUCAGCCUGACAUUUCAUCGAACAUUGGAGAUGCUGAAGGUGCAAUUAAGGAAGAUAACCUAACAUCUGAACUUAAGGAGGAGGUUACCGAAAUGGAUGAUUCUGGGGUUGUAGCAGAUAAAGUUAAUGUAGCCAAGUGGACGAUAGUUCAGUGUGGCAUUUCAUCAAACAUUGGAGAUGCUGAAAAUGCAAUCAAGGAAGAUAACCUGACGUCUGAACUUAAGGAGGAGGUCACCGAAAGGGUUGAUUCCUUGGUUGUGGAAGAUAAAGUUAAUGUAGAAAAGAAAGAGGAAAGAAGAUUUUUUUACGGUGAGGAAGAAAAGAAGAGGUUCAAUAAAAUAUUGAAUUACUAUGUCGGGUCUCACAACUUCCAUAACUUCACUACAAGAACAAAAGCUGAUGAUCCUGCUGCACGGCGCUAUAUUGUUUCAUUUCAUGCAAACACAGUUGUCACUGUGGAGGGCAUUGAUUUUGUUAAGUGUGAGGUUGUGGGGCAGAGCUUCAUGCUUCAUCAGAUUCGAAAGAUGAUUGGUAUGGCGGUUGCGGUCAUGAGGGGUUGUGCUCCUGAGUCUCUUAUCGAAACUGCAUUGCGAAAGGAUGUACACAUCAACAUACCUACGGCGCCUGAGGUUGGUUUGUAUUUGGAUGAAUGCCUCUUUUCAUCAUAUAACCAAAAAUGGAAAGAUAGUCACGAAGAGUUGUCUAUGAAAGCUUACGAAGAAGAGGCGGAGGAAUUCAAGAUGAAGUUUAUAUAUUCUCACAUCGCCUCCACAGAACGUGAGGAAGGAGUUGUGGGCCUGUGGUUGCAUUCUCUAAACCACAGAAACUAUCCCGAUUUACGAGCCGGCAGUGGAGACUCAGUUGAAGGGAAGAAGAGUCCUAAGGUUGAUGAUAAAGCAGACACUGUUGAAGAGGAAAGUAAUGUAGUGGAGAAAAACAGUGAUACUGCUGAGAUGCGAAGUGCCGAAGAGUAGAAUAUUAUGAUACGCAUACUCAUUGAACAAAUUAACUAUUUUACAUAAUUUUUAUUAAGUUAUAGUUGGAUGGUCUUCCUGAUUCAUUUGGAACUGUUUAUGUUUUGUUUGUUUACCUUCCGGGUCGAAAUUUGGAGCUGUUCUGGUGCUAAUUACAAGGCUGCUCGUGUUUGGAAGGACUGGCUAUUCUGGAUAUGUCGCCUACCAAAGAGCAGACUUGGUUCCUAGGAUAUGCAUUCGGAUUGUCGACUGCCCUUUCUAUAAUCUGGCUGCGGAGACGGAUCUGUAUUUUCUUCGCUUGUGAUCAUUCAAAGCAGCUUUUCAACUAAGUUCUUCAGGCUUAUGGCAUUCAAUGGACAAGUAACUGUUUCUAUCAGUCUUCAGCUUGCUUAGAGUUAUUAUAGUUAGCACUUAUGGAGUAUGAGAAAUAUCCAGCUUUAUGGAGAGAAGGGUGAUUCAAUUUCGGCUUUUCAUCGA